This is a messenger RNA of Aspergillus glaucus CBS 516.65, 567 nucleotides long. RefSeq lists its product as uncharacterized. NCBI's taxonomy places the organism in Eukaryota, Fungi, Ascomycota, Eurotiomycetes, Eurotiales, Aspergillaceae. The transcript has a single exon. The coding region runs from base 1 to 567 and encodes 188 amino acids. The record is from RefSeq and is a predicted model, not a curated record.
AUGUGGUUCAAAAGUUACCUCGCAAGACAUACCUCGUCCCAUCAGUCCACAUCUGCCACCACCCCCGACGAAACAUUCAACAUCCCAUCACCCGAGCGUCAGCACCUCCUAUCUGACCUCCGCAAAACCACGGAAAAAGACACCGUCCCAGCAACCUUUUGGGCAUGCCUCCAAGUAUGCAACAUCUCAAAACUCCGCCAAAUCGUGAACGACGCCAAAACCGGAGUUCUACAUGAUUAUCUUGACACACUCCAAGACUGCUGUCGCACAAUACCCCUCCACUGGAUAAAGCGCCCAUAUGGCUGGAACCUAACCUCAGGCUGGAAGUCGAAUCCAAGCUGGAGCGCACCUGCUUCACCUAAUGAACACGCGUUAUCACCCAGUGAUAUUGCCCUAGAGCGCGAUAGGAAACGUUGCUUUAUGACUGAGAUUCCGUCUGUUGUUACGCCUAUAUACCCGCAGAGCAUGAUUGAGCCUUAUUCCGCGGGAGCCACGGCUAGCUCCGUUGCUGAGUUCUGGAAAACGUUGGAGUUCUUUUUUGACGAGGACCGCUUGCGUCGCCGGUAG